CUUAUCUUGCCUUUCGGCGGCUUGCGCUUGGUUUCACUUUCCCGUUUUCACGUGAUGUAGUGGAUAUUUUUUGAUUAAUUCAUGGGAAUAAUAUCUACUCAAGCAGAAAUUAUGUUUACAAUACAAAUGAAAGGAUUUUAAGUUAUUUUAAUAUCUAUGAAAGGCUUGUAAAUAUUUCAAUCAAUAGGAAAGUAACACAUAUAAUUUAAUAUGUCAACAAAUAAUAUUCUUCAAUUUGCUCCUUUCUCGUCUGCCAUAGAGACUGGAUUUUGGUACCAGCUGACUAAAAUGAAAUUGGAAAUAUUUAAGCUUGAUGACGCACCUGUAAACGUUCAUGGUUUUUACUCUAAUUGUUGUUCUUCUGGAUUACCACCAAUUGCAAAUAUUGAUUAUUCUUCAUUUGAUGAGGAUGUUCAAGUGCCUUCUUUUAGGUUUCCUUUAAAAGGAAUUCUCAUUAAUACAAAUACUUUAGAAGAUUUCAAACUUCGAGACAAAAAAGUUUUGCUUCAUUCCUUAGGGUGCAAGGUGUGGGAUGCUAUUAAAAAUGGAACUGCUUUAGAAGAUCCAUCUGUAUUGCAAUUAUUACUUUGCUUAACUUUUGCUGAUUUAAAAAAGUAUCGCUAUUAUUAUUGGAUUGCUUUUCCAGCAUUAACGUUUCCAAAAGUCAUUAGGAGUGAUGAAACAAAGAAACUUCAUGAAUAUCUUACAGCUGAUCAAUUAAACCAGUUUCUGAAUUCAUAUGAUGAUCUCUCAGUUUCAAGUAAAAUGGGCUUUCUGGUCUUCAUAGAUGAAGAGGGGAAAUGCCAUGCCCAUAAAUUCAGUGACUAUAAUAAGUUGAAAAUGUUACAGGGGAAGAUACUUAUUGGUUUUGCAGAUCCAUGUACUUAUGAUAAAUACCCAGGUUGGCCACUGCGAAAUGUAUUGUCAUUAGUUGCAUAUUCCUGGGGGAAAUAUCAAAACACUUGGGAUGUAAUUUGCUUGAGAGAGUUUGUGAAAGAAGGGAAACGCCACUGUGAACAUAGUAUUGUUCUUACAAUUCAGUUGGUUUUGCCAGAUAUUCCAGUUGAAUGUCCAGAUAUAGUGGGUUGGGAAAAAAACCAAAAUAAACUUGCUCCUAAAAUGGUUGAUAUGAGCUCUAAUAUGGAUCCAACUAAAUUAGCUGAUGCUGCUGUUGAUCUCAACUUAAAACUUAUGCGAUGGCGAUUGCUUCCUGAACUGCAGCUUGAAGACAUAAAAGCUGCUCGUUGCCUAUUAUUUGGUGCUGGAACAUUGGGAUGUAAUGUUGCUAGAUGUCUUUUGGGCUGGGGUGUGCGGAAAAUUACAUUUGUUGAUAAUUCUCGUGUUUCUUAUUCAAAUCCUGUGAGGCAGACUCUUUACACAUUUGAAGAUUGCUUACAAGGUGGAAAAUAUAAAGCUACAACUGCUGCCGAAUCAUUAAAAAAUAUUUUCCCAGGUGUUGAUGCUGAAGGACUAAUAUUAAGUGUUCCAAUGCCUGGUCAUCAAUUCCAGAAACUUUCUGGAAAACUGGUAGAUAAUAUUCGAUCAGAUGUAAAGCAAAUAGAAGAAUUAAUAGAUUCACAUGAUGUGAUAUUUCUUUUGAUGGAUACACGAGAAAGUAGAUGGUUACCAUCUUUAAUAGGAGCAUCUAAAGGAAAGAUUGUCUUAAAUGCUGCACUGGGCUUUGAUACUUUUUUGAUAAUGAGGCAUGGAAUGAAGAAAUUUGAAACUGGAGCUUGUGGUGAUGAUUUCUGUCCAAAAAUAAUUGAGGGUGGUGAUUUGGGAUGUUAUUUCUGCAAUGAUAUUGUGGCACCAGGAAAUUCAACACAUGAUAGAACCCUUGAUCAGCAGUGCACUGUGACUAGGCCUGGUGUAUCAUUUAUGGCAGCUGCUCUUGUUGUAGAACUCAUGGUUAGCAUUUUUCAGCAUCCAAAAAGGGCAUUAGCUCCAGCAAGUACUUCUGGCUCUGAUGAUACUUCAUGUGAUGAACUGACCACUGAUCUUGGUAUAGUUCCCCAUCAGAUUCGGGGACACUUAGAUAAAUUUCAAAAUGCCAUUUUGACAAGUAAAGCAUUUGAUAGAUGCACUGCAUGUUCUGAUAAGGUCUUGCAGAUGUAUGAAAAAAAUGGAUUUGAUUUUCUUCUCAAAGUCUUCUGUGAUCCAAAUUAUCUUGAAGAAAUCACAGGAUUAGCAGAAUUGAUGAAUAGUAUAAAUAUGGAAGAUGUAUUUGAGCUUAGUGAUGAUGAUGGCAGUAUUUAAGCAAAGACUCGAAAAGCUACAAAUUUCAUUCAAAGGCCGUUUAUUUAAUAGUGCAUGUUGAUUUAUAUUUUUACAUGUACCUGCUAAGACAUUUUUUGUAUUAUUUUUGUUAAGUGUUCGAAUCGGACAGUAUUAAACUUGUCAUUGUAAGUACAUUGCUUUGUCAUUGAAAAGAAUUGUUAAAAUCAAUUUAUCAUUAAACUUCAUGUGAUAAUUCAUAGAUUUUAAAUUAACCUUCUAGUUUAUUUACUGUAUUUGUAAAGAAUUAAGUAAAGGAAAUUUUUUGUAACAAUCCUAAGUUCUGUUGUUAAGAUAUUAAAACUUCUCAAUGUCUUUUAUAUAAAACUGUAUCAUUUCAGGUAGUUUAGAUUUGCCAACUUUUAUGCAUCAAAUAGAAGUUCAAGAUUUUCUGUAAAUUUAUAUUAUUUUUGGACUUAAAAAAAAAAAAAAAAAAAAAGCAUUUCUUGUAAAACCAAUAAAUUAAUUUUCAAUGUGUUCUUAAUCUCAAAAUGUGCAAAUUUGAAGGUAAUAUUAAUUCCGGUUCCGCAUUUUAGGAAAUUCAAUUUUAGUUUUAUUAAAAUUUUAAUUCUAACCUUUAUUUCAGUUUUUAUAUCUUGCUUUGAUUCAGGUUUUGAUUUUGGUGGUUAUAUUGUCUCUUAGAAACAACAACAAUAGCAAAAAGCUAGAACUACAGCCAAAAAAGAAAACAAGUAGAAAGUAAUGCUAAUAACUAUGUAAAUAUGAGCCCCAAAAUGUUUUUAAUUAAAAAUCUGAUUCUUUCAA
This is a messenger RNA of Stegodyphus dumicola, 3039 nucleotides long. RefSeq names its product Autophagy-related 7 (gene Atg7). Gene Ontology annotation, cellular component: cytoplasm; phagophore assembly site. Lineage: Eukaryota; Metazoa; Arthropoda; Arachnida; Araneae; Eresidae. Gene Ontology annotation, biological process: protein modification by small protein conjugation; piecemeal microautophagy of the nucleus; autophagy of mitochondrion. The record is from RefSeq and is a predicted model, not a curated record. Gene Ontology annotation, molecular function: Atg8 activating enzyme activity; Atg12 activating enzyme activity.